CUGAGCCAUCGAUCCGCACUCUCUCAUACAGACAUGUGGACAUAUCCAGCAAGGAGCAAGGCAAUGUCUGCUCAUAAUCCUGUGAGAGAGCGCAGAGGAUUGUGGGAUACAUCACUGAAGAUCUUUCUGAAGUGGGCUAGAUGGGGAAGGUGCCUCAGCUUUGAUCGGAUUGUGACUCAUCCUGAUGCCUAAGACACGCCCUCCAUUCUCUCUCUCUCUCUCUCUCUCUCUCUCUCUCUCACUCAGUCCAUCCAUCCAUUCAUCCUCUGGCCGCAAUCUGUCGCCCGCGUGACCUGUUAAACCAGAUUUAGCGAUUGGUUGCAUGGCAACAUGGCGACGGAGUUCCAUAAUCUACAGGAGCUGAGGCACAGCGCAUCUCUGGCUAAUAAAGUAUUUAUCCAGAGAGAUUACUCUGAGGGAACUGUCUGCAAAUUCCAGACCAAAUUCCCCUCCGAACUGGACAGCCGGAUUGAGAAGACUCUGUUCGAGGACACUGUGAAGACGCUAAAUAAUUACUAUGCGGAGGCGGAGAAGAUCGGAGGCCACGCCUACCUCGAGGGUUGCCUCGCCUGCAUAACAGCCUACCUCAUCUUCCUCUGCAUGGAGACACGCUACGAAAAGGUCCUGAAAAAAAUCUCACGGUACAUUCAGGAGCAGAAUGAGAAGAUCUACGCUCCCAGAGGCCUCCUCAUUACUGACCCUAUAGAGAGGGGCAUGAGAGUUAUUGAGAUCAGUAUCUAUGAAGACAGAGGUUCCAGUGGAUCCAGUUCAGGAAGCAGUACCACCAGUAGCAGUGGACGAUAAUCUUCCCACACACACACACACACACACACACACACACACACACUUGCACCUUUUACCUUCAUGUUCCCCCUCUGUGAACGGACGCAUUCGCUGGUUCAAGUAGAAAAGACACAAACAUCACGAUCACCAACACGGUCCCUCUGCAGAUCACACUGCGUGAGAGUGGGCGUGGCUCUGUGUCCAUAUAUGGAACCUUCAAGUAGGAAAACGCAGUUCAUUUGCAUUUCUGUGCCCCGUGUUAGGACUGUUAGGAUUUCUAAGGGUAUAAUAAUCUUCACUGUUAGUUAGGGGUCUGUGCAGGACCUUCAUUGGUUCCCUUAGAGACGAACCAGAGAACGCAAUCUGACCAAUCACGCGCAAGAGCCGAGUUAACCAGCCAAUCAGUAGAAUAUAUCACAUCUCGCUACCAUUUUCACACCACUGCCUGUUUAGAGUUUCAUCACAAAAGUAUCACCGCACUCUUGAAAUGGCUUCCUCGACUGUUCCUCGGAUGGUGAACGCUUAUAACUCAAAUUCGCCUCGUGUAGGAUUCCACACCUCUGUUGUCGGGUUCUUCUGAAAAAGGAUCCGUACUGAUAGUGCUAACUACCCGACUAGUAUAGGAUGACUUGACUAGAUUGUCAUGGUAAUAUUUGAAGGGCGUGUCUUUGUGUUACUGAAGGACACCUCCCAUUUACAGACAGACACGCCCACCGGUCUCCGCUCUGCAGACAGACCCUCCUCCAGUCACUGCACAUGAGCACCUCAGGACACGCCAUAUAUCACCUCGUCAUCCACCUGUGCUGGAGAUCCACGUCUCAGAGAGAUGGACCAUGUUUACACACUCACACACACAUUUACACGCACUUGCAUGAUGUUCCCACUUUUGCACUUCUGUGUGUUGUAUGUAGCAGCCUGUAGGGCUGACGGAGAGCAGAAGAGAGUCUUCCACAGCGGGUCAGGAGUCGGCCAUGUUUGCACUUUUCCUCAUUUUUUGUUCCUUUGCGUGAUGAUUUUACGUAAGGUGGUUGGCUUAGAGGUGCACGACGUUACCAGUUCAGAUGUCAGGAGUCAGACGCAGAACAAAUCCGGGAUCAAGAGCCAUGCACAUGUGCUGUAUUUUAUGAUUAUUAAUUAAUCGAAGAACCAAAUCCGAUCUCACGUCAGCCUGUUCACCGUAUUUUCCAUAGCGCAGUAAGUCGCUUCUCUGGCUUGAAAACAAGCCAGAGAACCCCUUUUUCAGAGUGCAUUCUAGGUACCAUUUUCACACCACUGCCUGGAUGACCGUUUUUUGUUGCAAAAAUAUCAUUAUCAUAUUAACGGUGAUACCCACCUGGAAAAGUUCUACUUGGAACGGUUUUUGAAAAGGGAAGCCUUUGUUGUAGGGUUCUAUAUAGAACUUUCACGGUUCCCCCAGAAUGAAAAAGCAAGGAACCCUUUAUAAUCAUAACUUUCCAAAAAGGUACUAAUUAGAAAAAUGUCUGAAAAGGGUAACCACCCGUUAUAAGGCUUUAUAUAUAACCUUAAAAGGUUCCCCAAGAAGGAAAAAUUGGAGACACCUUUAAGGUGAUACGAUUAGCACUUGAGUGGCUGUUCCAGGGAAGGGAUUAGUACUUACUGUCCGGAAAAUACGGUACAGAAGUGGUUUAGAACCUGUAUUAUUUACAAUAUUCCUUGUUUAGAGCUUCCAGUGAGUUCCGGGUCUUCCACGUCCUAACAACCUGAAACCACAUAACUUACCUCUGGAGUAAAAGAUCCUGGAUCAGGUGUCUUAGGACCUAAAACAUAACAAAGACAGAGUAGUUUUGAGAAACUCAGGAUCAGAGAUGUGGGUAGAACAAGAUCGUUCAUCAUGCUCUCAUCUCAUCAUAACGCUUCCACUGCCAUAUCCGAUACUCUAAACGUCUCAUUUUUAUACAUGUCUGUUUUCCUGCUCAUCAUGACGUAGCUGAGCGUGAGAACGCAGAACCGAUCUCCUCGGUGUUCCAUGAUACUGCCACUAGCCAAUCCCUCGUUACUCCCCGGUACGAGCUUCCAUUCGCUAACGAGAGAACUGGCUCAUGAUUAUGCAAAUAUGUAGAUGGGUUUUCAUACAGCCUGCACUCACUGAAACAUGAAGCGUGUUUCUCUGUUGUGUAGCGACGUGAACAGAAACACAGCUGAAGCUUACGGAUAAACGAUUACGGCACCAAGAAAACGACAGGAAAAGUCCGAAUUCAUAUAUGAUAUACUGCCACAUGCUUCUCUGUGUAGACGACAAUAAAGAACGUGAACAAUC
Molecule: messenger RNA, 3061 nt
Organism: Ictalurus punctatus (channel catfish)
Lineage: Eukaryota; Metazoa; Chordata; Actinopteri; Siluriformes; Ictaluridae
Gene: golga7ba
Product: golgin A7 family, member Ba
Exons: 5
Coding region: 331-804 (157 amino acids)
Biological process (GO): protein targeting to membrane; peptidyl-L-cysteine S-palmitoylation
Cellular component (GO): palmitoyltransferase complex
Source: RefSeq, a predicted model, not a curated record